AAGAGGACGCAUUUCAGCUUCAGUAUCCCUGGAAAUUCGACUUCAAUAAUCUCCGUGUGUCACUUACAAAGUUGGUGGAUUCAAAAUUAAUUAGGUGCAAAAAAAAACGUGUGUCACUUACAAAGUUGGUGGAUUUAAAAUUUCCUCGCUAAAUCCAAGUAAAUAGUUUCCUCGUAAAUAAGACGCGAAGUUUACGUCCACUUUACGAGGAACGUACGUGAAACAUGAUAUCAUCGUUAUUUCCUCGUAAAUGACACGUCACAUUACAUCGACUUUACGACGAACGGUUUUUGUCGUUAGUUUACGAGGAAAUAACGACGAUACCGUUAUUCACGUAAAAUCCUCGUAAAGUUGAGGUAAACUUACGAGGAUUUUUUUUCCUCGUUAAUAUUCCUCGUUAAGCUUGAGUUUUCUUGUAGUGGUCAAUGGUCUUUCCCUAUCUGGAUAAGCCCGUUCCACCUGGUAUCCUGAUUUUACCGUGUAUCUCCUAUUAUUUGUGAAAUGCCAUCCAUCUUUAUAUGUACCCUGAAUCCUACUCAAAGGUAUACUUUCAAUAUUUUCACAUCCUGGGGAUCCACUAAAGCCCAAAGAGCCUGCAAGUUCCAAGUUCGCGAAGUAGAAUCUAUUAAAGAAUCCACUUUAAAGUACGGAUAGUUAUCGUGCAGAUUUUUAGUUGCUGGUCUCGGGCGGGUGGUUGGGAGCCAAUGAUCAUUCCAUACAGAAAUGAAUGAUCUUGGUCACACCCUUUUGAUGAGUCAUUUGCUUACCAGAGAUCUAGCUGAAGCAAUACUCCGCCAGCCGUAUGAAAGGGAGUAUGAGCAAAUCGGCUCCAGGGGUGAUGCAUUCUUGUAAUACCGACCUUUAAAGACGCGUGAAAAUAAUGUGUUUGGCUUGUAUAUCAACCGCCAUAACUGCUUGCCCAAUAUCGCCGUAUUAAAAUCUGUUAUAUCUUUAAAACCCAAGCCUCCCUCUUCCUUGCUGACACAGAUUUUAUCCCAUGAUUUCUAAUGCAUACCUUUUGUACUUCUCCCUGGACUCCACUAAAACUGAGCUACUGCAGCUGUCAGUUUCUUCGCGGUUGCCUUUGGUAAUUGAUAGCAGGACAUAACAUGUAUUGGUAGUGCCAUAACUACUGAUAUGAUUAUUACCUCCUUCCCUCCUUUUGAGAAAAAAUGAAAGUCCACCCAUUAAUCCUGUUUGUCAAGCGUUCCUGCAUAAAGCUGAAAACUUGUAUCUUAGAUCCGUCAAUAUUCUCUGGUAUUCCCAGAUAAGAUCCCAUUCCUCUUAGAUUUUGUAUACCCAAAAUGUCUCUUAUCUCCUGUCUGUUGGAUUCCUCAAUCUUGUGUCCGAAUCAGAUCGAAGAUUUUUGGAAGUUAAUAAGUUGACCAGAAACCUCCUCAUACUCUUUUAGAAUCCAUAGAAUUGUUUGACACUCCUCUCUUUGUGCGUUGCAGAAGAAAUGACUAUUGUCUGUAAAAAGCAGGUGAGAGACCGGAGGACAUGCUCUGGCUACUUUCAUGUCCGUUAUUUGUUUUUUUUCUUUCUGCCUUUUCAAUGUUUGCUAUUAAUGUCUUAGUACACAUAAUAAAAUUAUAUGGGGAUAAUAGAUCCCUUGCCAUAAACCUCUGUUUGGAAUUAUGAGCCCCCGCGGUUGACCAUUAAGUAGAACCCGAUAUUACACCGACGAUAUGCACUCCCUCAUUAGUUUACCCAAUGGGGGUCAAAGCCCAUUUUCUGCAGUAAGGCAUAGAUGAAACUCCACUCCACUAUAUCGUACGUCUUACUCAUGUCCGUUUUGAUUGCCAUAUAUUUUCUUUUGCAUGCCUUGUUGGUACGCAGCCUAUGAAACAUCUCAUGUGCUAUUUGAAUAUUAUCAGAAAUUAGCCUUUCUGCCACAAAUGCCGAUUGAGUUUCCGAAAUAAAAGAGAGAAGACAAUAUUUCAACCGUUGACACAAGACCUUUGAGAUAAUCUUGUAUCCUACAUUGCAUAAGCUUAUUGGUCUUAGUUCCGUCAUCCUCGUAGGUCUCUCUGUUUUUGGAAAUUUAUUCCAAACUAUAAAUAUCAUGUUUAACCAUAAACUUAAUAUUAUGAUAUCAAUUUUCCUAACAUAUUCAAAAAGAUACGUUUAAAGGCAGUGUUGUGCCUCAAUAGAGAAAACAAGAAACAUUUUCUUCGGGCAUCAAAUUUUUUUUUUAAAAUCAAGGGCAUAAUUUUCUUCAUUUAUUAUUAACAAAGGCAUAAUAUACUUAUAAAAACAAAGAAUGAAAAUUAGAAUUACAAAAACAUGAAAUUAUAGUGGAAACAUGGUUUCUAAAGUAAACAAAAUAUAGACAAUUGUUAAUUAUUAAAUAACUAGAGUAAUUAGAUUGGUUGGUGGUUUUAGUUUUUGAAUGCAUUUUAAAAAUAUUUUCAAAAAUGUAAAGUUGAUAAAAAUUUAUUUUUGUUUGAUCAAGGCAUAAAAAUUGAGUAAUCUAAUUACUUUAUCUAAAAUAGUUAUAAAAUUUAAUGGUAAAAACUUAGUUAAUAUUUUUCUAAAAAUAAAAAUAAAUAUUUUUAUAUAAUUAGUAUUCCACAUUUAAAUAUAUAAUCAAAACAGGAAAUCAGUCGUAUUUGGCACUGAAAAAUUUAGGAUGAGUUAAACAUGAAAUAUUCAAUUAAUAUGUAACCCCAUCAAUAAUUCAAAUAUUCUAUAAAGAUGAAAUUUUUUCCAAUCAUUAAACAUAGAUAUCAAAUAUAUAUAUAUAUAAAGUAGAUUUUUUUCUCUUCUUAUGACAUGCGGAAGGGGGAGUUUGUUGACUUGUGUAUUCUUUUCUUUUUUUUACAUUUUAGAUCCUUCUUCUUUUAGAUUAUUGCAAUUUGGUUCACUAUUAUCUAAUUAUGCACUAUCUAAUCCUUCUCACACAAACCAUCAUCAUUUGAAGUUUGAUAAUCUAUUUUAUUUUAAAAAAAAUUGCAAAACGAAUAAAGAAAUAAGUAAAGACUUACUCAUGAGAAAUCCCACUGCCCGUUCGUUGUGAAGAGUAAACAAUCAGGAGCUAAGGGUGAGGAAUCUUCUGCGGAGAGUAAGAGGACAGAUCUGAUAGAGAGGUUGGCUGAAUCUGAUCCUCUGUAUGGGGUCCUUCCAGAUAAUCAGGUGGGGAGGGACCCAGCGUCAGGUCCACCAAAAAUUGCAGAGGAGGUUCUCCAAGGUAUGAGGCAGUAUCUGUUGGCAGCGGAAGGGCAGGAGAAGUUGACUAGAGAAGACAGAGUCAGGAAAUCGAUUUCUGAUUUGAUGGAUGAUCCUAUGGGUCAAAUAACCUUCUUAAGAUUGGAGCCGGCUCCAAUCAUCUCUAAGGCACUGGAUAAAAGAAAAGGGGUGGUGUAUGACUUCAGUGCUCAAAAGGAGCAUGUGGUGAGCUCGGAAAAACUGAUGGCCAGAGCUAUCUCAGCGGGUAUGAAAGUGCUUCAAUCUGGCAAGAUAGUAUCAGAGCACCCCCUCUCUGAAAUGGCUGCGAACUCUACUCAGUCAGAAUUUCUUACCGAGGGUUCAAUGGGUUAUAGUGUGGGCUUCUAUGAAACCUGCACUUCCGGGACCUCUCUAAAGAAACCUAAAAGUAGAAGAAGGCCAGACACCUAUAAGAGGAAAGGCAAUGGGAAGAGAGUUCAAAAGGAAGAUGUUGGAUCGGGGAAGAAGAUUGGAGAAGGUGUAGUCACAGAUUCUAAGAGGAAGUCAAAAGAAGAUGUCGAGCCAUAUAAAAGCUAUGCAAGGUUUAAGAAACCAAUGGUGGUCCCAAAUGAAGGACCUUCCAAGUUUUAAAUGAUGAUGUUGAGCUGGAAUUGCCAGGGCCUGGGCCGUGCACAUGAUUUGGUGAUUCCAAGACUGCGGGAAUUGAGACAGCAACAUUUCCCGGAUAUUUUGUUCUUGAUGGAUACAAAGCAUAACCGUGACGCUCUUGUAGAUAUUCAAACUUGGCUAGGCUACGAUAGGAUUAUGACUGUAAAUCCUAUUGGGUACAGCGCGGCUUAGCCUUGAUGUGAAAAAGUUCUUUGAAUAUUGUGUUUAAGUUUGUGGAUAAGCAUCUGGUGGAUUUCAAUGUACAAUUGGGUAAAGACAACUUCUAUGUGUCUUAUAUAUAUGGGGAGCAUGUGAGGAAGAACAAGCCAAAGCUGUGGGAGAGACUAUCCCGUAUUGGAGCAUACAGAAAGGAACCCUGGUGUAUGAUGGGUGAUUUCAACGAUAUAAGACAAUGGAGAGAAAAUUGGGGGACCAAGGAGAAGCGAAGCCUCCUUUCAACCGUUCAAUGACAUGCUGGAAAUAGGAGAGAUGGUGGAGCUUCAAAGCACAUGAAAUAGCUUUACGUGGGGAGUGAAAGAGGCACGCUUUCGAUUCAAUCUAAGCUGGACAGAUGUUUUGGUAAUAAGAAGUGGUUCCACCUCUACCCUGCAUCGAACCAAGUUUUCUUGGAUAAAAGAGGCUCUGACCACAUACCGGUUAUGGUGAAAUUAAUAUCAGCUUCUGAACCGUAUAGAGGCAGCUUCCGGUUCGAUGGCAGAUUCCUUCAUAAAGAUGGAGUGAAAGAUGAGAUUAAGAAGGUGUGGUUAACUAACCAUCCGUUGUUUGAAGCUAAGGUCUCAGACAGACUAAAAAGAUGCAUGAAAUCUCUGAGUAAGUGGAAAAAGAAGCAAAAUCUGAACUCUAGAGAUAAGAUCACUUAGAUUGAACACUCUUUGGAGAGGAAGCAGUCGUCGUUAACUUCUUCUAGUAUGAGGAUUGAUUAUCUGAAGAAGGAGUUGAUAAAAGCCUAUAGGGACGAAGAAUCAUACUGGAAACAGAAAAACAAGAACACAUGGGCAGUGAAAGGUGAUCUCAACAACAUAUACUACCAUGAUUCAGUGAAGGUUAGCAGGACAAAGAAGAGAAUCAACAAGUUAAUGGAUGAAAAUGGGCAGGAGCAGUUCUCAGAGGCAGCAAAAACGGAGGUGGCAACUGAAUAUUUCAAAAAGCUCUUCACCUCGACAAGCAAUGAAGAUUGGGAAUGAAAGAGGUUCUCAUGAGAGAAGUCAACAAGGAAGAAGUGAGAGAUGCAAUUUUCUCUAUAGACCCGGGAAGUGCCCCAGUGCCUGAUGGUAUGACGGAGAUGUUCUUCCAAAAGUACUGGGAUAUAGUGUGAGAUCAGGUUACGAAAGAAGUGCUGAAUUUCUUCGAUAUUGGGAAUUUUCCAGUCGAAUGGAACUACACCCACUUAUGCCUUAUACCAAAGAUAGAAGAUCAUGUACUCAUGUAAGACCUCAGACCAAUAAUCCUAUGCUCAGUCCUCUACAAGAUUAUUUCCAAAAUUUUGGGAGCCAAGCUGAAAACGUUGAUGGCAGAUAUAAUGUCUCCAACUCAAUCUGCUUUUGUGGAAGAAAGACUGAUUACUGACAACAUUUUGAUAGCCCACGAGAUGAUUCAUGCCUUUAGGACAAACGAGAAAUUCUCCAAGGAUUUCAUGGCCAUUAAAUCUGAUAUGCCGAAGGCGUAUGAUAGAGUUGAAUGGGGAUACCUGAGGGUUCUUCUACGAGCAAUGGGCUUCGAUGAGGUCUGGAUUCAAAGAGUUAUGUUAUGCGUUUCGACGGUGACCUAUUUGACUCUAAUAAACGAUCAGCCUUUCGGAUGCAUUCAACCGGAGAGGGUCUUCACCAGGGGGAUCCUUUAUCCCCCUUCUCAUUUGUGUUAUGCACGGAAGGCUUAAUUCAUCUGAUUGAGCAGGCUGUGAGCAAAGGUCUGCUGCAGGGGAUACAAUUCUCAGAAAAUGGGCCGAUGAUACACCAUAUGUUAUUUGAUGAUGAUAGCUUGCUCAUCUGCAAGGCUUAUGGCUCACAAGCUACUGAAAUAAUGAAGAUCAUGUCUGUCUACGAGCAGGCUACUGGUCAAAAAGAUAAUGUUGUGAAGUCAGCCAUAACUUUUGGAGCCAAAGUUGCUGAAAUUUCAAGAGAGUUGAUCAGACAGAAAACAGGGAUUGAAAAGGAAGGUGGAACUGGCUCGUAUCUUGGGUUGCCGGAAUGCUUCAGUGGAUCAAAGACCGAGCUGCUAGCUUACAUCUAUGGCAAGCUAAAGGAUCGGCUAUCAGGCUGGUUUGUCAAGCAACUCUCGCUGAAGGGAAAAAAGAUUUUGAUCAAGGCUGUGGCAAUGGCUAUGCCAGUGUAUGCAAUGUCAUGUUUUAAAUUGACCAAAAAGUCUUGCGAAAACCUGACUAAAGCAAUGUCGGAUUUCUGGUGGAACUCUCUUGAGCAUAAGAGAAAGAUACAUUGGUUGAGUUGGAACAAGUUGAGUUUGGCAAAAGAGCAAGGAGGCCUGGGGUUUAAGGAUAUUCAGAAUUUUAAUCAAGCAUUAUUGGCCAAGUAGGCUUGGAGAAAACUCAGUCAUCCGGAGUCUCUAUUUUCCAGACUAUUCAAGAGUAGAUAUUUUGAGAAUUUUGACUUCUUGAAUGGCCCGCGACCAUCGUAUGCCUGGCGUAGCAUCCAGUUUGGAAAUAUCUACUCUUGAUGGUUCCUUUCCAAACUGGAUGUUCGUGGGUACUAAGAAACGAGUGGGGCAAGGUGAUCAUGCAUAGUCGUUGGGCCUUUUCUAACGUCGCCUUUCUGGACGAAGCUAAAUUCCAAGGGCUUCUAUGGACUGUGGAAUGCUUGAGCGCCCACCAUGUGAACCGGGUCAUAAUAGCCAUUGAUGAUGCGACCUUUCCAAAUGUAAUCCUGAGACCAAGAGCAUGGCCAAGCUUCACCUGCCAAUAUGUUGAGAUUAUAGGAAGGUUACGAAACUUGGAAUGGUGGAGGGUGAUAAGAAAAGAUAGAUCAAUUAAUAGAGGAGCUUUCCUCAUUGCGCAGAGUGUCACAAAGGGAUGCUAUAAUCAUUCUUAUGUAGCUGCAGGUGUGCCACACUGGCUGGCUGAGACCUUUUAGAAUGAGGAACCACUGCCCUCUUCUUAGUUGAGGUGUUUGGCGCUUAGGUCUGACUAUUUUUGGGGGCGAUCUUGGAUGUUUGAUUUGAUCACUAAUGUUGUGGAGUAGAUGUUUUGUCUUUGUGGCUGUUUACAAAAACCUUUUGGUUAAGGUAAACCUUGGAGGGGUUAUUCUGGUUGUAAAUUGGUUAUUGGAACGUUGAAAUCCUUGAUGACAAAAAAAAAAGAGAACAAACUCCAAUCUUGGUCAUGUAAAAUAAUUGUUCUUGCUAAUUUAUCAGCAACUUGAUUGCCUUGGCGUCCCACAUGACGAAAAUUCGUCGACGUAAAUUGUUCAUUUCAUGCAUCUAUUAUUCUACACUUAGAUAUCUAAUCAAAACAGAUUAACAAAUAAUAUGUAUUUAAUGGGGGGAAAAGUUUAACUUCGUUAUAUAUAUUUUUCUUAGUAUAUAGAGUUGAAAACAAAAAAAUAAUAUAUAAAGAUUAUAUCUAGUUAAUAAAAAACAUUCUACCUAGAGGUGUCAAAAUGGAUUCUAAUUAAUGGAUUGAUCCAAACCAACCCAUGGUUUUAGUAAUUCAUGGUUUUAGUGAGUUAACAAUUUGGAUGUUAAUGGAUAAAAUGGUUUUUAUGGAUUAAUGGAUUUAGUGAGUUGGAUUAAUAUUGGUUUGGAUCAAAAUGGGUAUAUGGAUUAUCCAACCCAACCCAAUUUGUUUUACAUAAUCUUCUAGUUUUCAUGGUUUUAGUGUUUUUUUUCCUUUUUUUUCCCUCUCUCACGAGAAUCUCUCUUUUUCAAUCUCUUUUCAUCGAUCACCCUUUCUGGAUCAUUGAUUUUGGGUCAUCGAUCACGACACAUCUGUUGGAUCAAUUAUUCUAUGCCCAUGAUCUAUAAAAAUCUGUGAAACCAAAUGGGCCUUUGGAUCAUAAUAAUAAAAGCCUAAUUGGCUUAAACGAAGGAGAAAUGGAAGUAAAGUCCCACGUGGGGAAGCAACAAGAAUGCUGAGUGAUAUAUAUAGGCAUUCAUGCUAUCAUGGGUUAAACGGCUCAGAGGAAGAGAGAGCCUCCCACGUGUGCGCCGCCGCCGGUGUCCGGCCGGGUCAGCUCGGCUCGGCUCUUGGAUCUUGGGUGGAGGGCCUCCGGCCCAAAAAGAUUAUUUUUGGACCAACUUAAGCUCAACGUUUUGCCAGUUCAUUUCUAAAAAACAGCAUGACAUUUGUGUGUAAACGACAUGUAGUUCGUAUAAAAACGACACAAAGUUUAUCUGUUCGAAAUGGAUCAGAACGAGUCAACAAGAGAGAAACUUGCGGAAAAAGCUGCUCAACGUUCCACUCUGAGAUCUUUGAGAGAUUUUCGGAAAACGUUUGCAACAGUUUCGAGAAACCGCUCCUCGUCUCCUUUUUAAAUAUGGACUCUUCUCCUCUUCAUUUCUCACUUCUUUUUACAUCGAAACCAACAGCAAAAAUCCCAUAAUGUAAGUCAUAAAUACGAGAAUGUUUCGUAGAGUUUAUAGUUCGAUACGGCGAUCACGCGUGAAGCGUGAUUCGUUUGUCUGUUUGUGAAUACAAUUUUUAUUGUUUUUGUAUUCGUUUUUUUACAUUCGUCUAUUUCCUUAACUUUGUUUUUAUUAUAUCGUUUAGGUCAGUCUGGUUUACAGGCUUUUACAACAUCAAUCUUCCCUGUGAGUCAGAAAUCUAUUUUUCUUCAAUUUGGCCUUUUGGGUCACUGAUUUUUCUGGGUUGAUCCGAUUGUAUUUUAUUGAUCUGUUCACGUUUUAUUUUGGAUUGUAUUGAGUUCUAUAGACCAUUUUGAACUUCCGUAGCUUCCAGUACGCAGUUAACAGGGUUGCUUUGGUUAGUCGAUUGUCUUUGAGUUGCGAUGUAUCUAUAUACGCAGUUAAGAGGGUUUUGUUCUUACAUAUUACUGUAUUGGGCUGAACCAUACGAAGCAAUCAGGUUGGCUUCUUUGAUCAUGCGUAUGAUAUUUUUGGAUACAAGUCAACAUAUUUAAUAUUGUGAUUCUUAGCCAAAGAUUAUUGGAAGGUGCUUUGAGAAUAGAGAAGUUGUUGACUCUUGUUGAUAAGCUUGUUGUUAAGGUCUCUUUGACUAGUUUAUGAAGAAACACUUGUGGACUUUGAAGCUUUGUCUUAUUUGUGGUUUUGUUUUUUAAUAGUUACUUGACUUACGUCCUAAUCAAUUCCCUUUUUCCAAGAGAAGCUUUGUCUUAUGGCUUUGGUUAUGUGUUUUGCUUAAGAUUCCAUGGUUUUCGUUGUGUUCAUAUUGUGUCAUAGAGCUUCGUUGUGGGUUCUCUUCUGUUUUUAUUGUUUCCAGAGAAGGCUCUAAUUCUUCAUUAAGGGUUCUCUUCGUUGUGGCUAGUUAUGACUUGGUUGGGUUUUGUAAAACUAAUGACAGCCUUACUUGUUGAGACUUUUUUUUUUACUCUAACGGAACCUACUGAUUGUUCUUGUGCAACUCAUUUAAUUUUGCUUCUGUGUCCGCUUAUAUUAAAGUUUACUACACACAAGGGCAGUUUCAAGUUUUUUUUUACAUAAUAGAGCAGUUUCCGCUACAGAUGUAGUUUUUCAAUGGAAAGACUCCAAAAAACGUAACUGGUCGUUUCAUUUAGUUAAGUUGGUCAACUAAACAUUUAAAUGCACUUGAGUCCUAAUAUCUUUCUCUCUCCCUCAUCGAUUUUACUCCGACAUUUUUUUCUCAAAUCUCACAAACCAUGCUUUUCAUGUUCUACAGUAGCUUCACAUCUACGAACCUAACCAAAUAAUGAAAAUAAUCAACAUCCCAACGGCGUAUGACCAAAUUAUCGUCGAGGACUCGAGCUUUGACGAACUUGAGUUCUGGGUUCGAGAAUUGCGGAAUCCUAGAUGAUGAAAGCUAAAGAAAAGUUGAUUCUUUUGGUGCUUGGAGUUGACAGGUCAAUAAACGGGUUACAGCCGGAGAGCUCCAAUUCAUCACCUCCUCUCCGCCCUCAGCUCCUUUGUCCAAGAUCGCGUCGAUGUUAGAUCUCGUUCACCGGUGGUCGUUGCUCUUCGUCGCGUCACAUUAACAUCGGCUUCUCCACGUCUCAAGCCCAUGACCGCUCCAUCUCAGGUCGUGCUUUCAGCCUUCGCCGCCAUAGGAAUUAAUUCUCAUCGUCGUGUCUCUGCUCCGUCGUUGCCUGCUCGCCAUCGUCGUCAACGAUAUCCGACGAAAAGAUAGACCGAGCGACAUCAAUGGAUGAGUUUCAUCUUUUUCAGAAAUAGUCCUUCGGCUUUUAAUUAUUUUCAUUAUGCCCCCAAAAUAUUAAAAUGUGCAGAUUAGUCUCCAAAAUCACAUUGUACAUGACAUGAGAUGUACACGAGUACACGACAUGGGAUGUAUAAAAUCACUGCUCACAACGUAGUAUUUUUAGAUUAUGUACACAUGUACACGAUAUGGGAUGUAAAAUCACAUUGUAUAGAAAACAACAAUCUUUCAGGAAUAGUCCGCUGGCUUUUGAUUAUUUUCAUUAUGGCCCCAUAGCAUUAAAAUGUGCAGAUUAGUCUCCAAAAUCACAUUGUACACGACAUGGAAUACAUGGGAUGUACACAUGUACACAACAUGGGAUGCACAAAACCAUUUUGUACACGACAUAGAUGUACACAAUUACAUUGUGCAGAAUGUACACGACAAGGGAUGUACACAAUCACAUUGUACAGCAGACAACAAUCUUUCUACAUGGAAGCAUGCCCCCAUAUUGGAACAAAUCGAUGGGACGAGAUUUGCGAAAAAUAUUUCACACUGAUGGCUAUGCAUUGAAAGCUAGAUCUUGGAAGGCUUUUAUUCUUUUUAACACUUCUAAAUAUGUUUGCAUGUUUAACAUAUAUACUUUCAAAAGAAAUUUACAUGUACACAUGUUUUCACUAUCGAUAAGGGCUAAUGUGUACAAUAUACAUAUCUUAUUUUAUCAGAUGUUUACAUGUACACAUAUGUUUGAGAUAGAUGUUAGAUGUCCAGCAUGUUGUAAAGUUAUGUACAUUCGUUUGUGUACAUGUGUACAUGUAUACAUUAAAUGUUGGUAACAUAUAUGUGUACAAUACAUAUGGUAGUGUACAUGUGUACAUCACUGAAAAAUUAAACUAAUACCAUUCAAAGAUGAAAUGGUAAUAGAAUAUGACUUCAUAUCAUUAUACAAAGUUUAAUGAAGUUGAUUCUCAAAUGGUAGUCGAAUAUGACUUUCAUAUCAUUAUACAAAGCUUAAUGAAGUUGAUUCUCAAAUGGCAGUAGAAUAUGACUUUCAUAUCUCUUUAACAUGUACAUGCGUACACUAACAUUUGUGUACACAUCAUCGUGCUCACCCAAUGUACUCGUGUACACGAAAAAAUUUACAUACACAAAACACAAAAUAUAUGUUUCGUUUAUAUCAAAACCGUAUGCAACCUGUAUGUAUUGAAAUUCUUUCUUUCUCUCUGCUCCCAUUUCAUUCUCUCUAACAUUCCCAAGAUUCCCAGAUUUCAGAUUAUGUCUCUCGCUUGGGAAUUGGUCUGUCGAAAAAAACCUCCCAGCCAGAAGUUCUUUAAAAUCAUCAAGGCCAUGCGCCUCUUCGCUUAAUGAAGUUGAUUCUCAAAUGGCAGUAGAAUAUGACUUUCAUAUCUCUUUAACAUGUACAUGCGUACACUAACAUUUGUGUACACAUCAUCGUGCUCACCCAAUGUACUCGUGUACACGAAAAAAUGUACAUACACAAAACACAAAAUAUAUGUUUCGUUUAUAUCAAAACCGUAUGCAACCUGUAUGUAUUGAACUUCUUUCUUUAUCUCUACUCCCAUUUCAUUCUCUCUAACAUUCCCAAGAUUCCCAGAUUUCAGAUUAUGUCUCUCGCUUGGGAAUCGGUCUGUCGAAAAAAACCUCCCAGCCAGAAGUUCUUUAAAAUCAUCAAGGCCAUGCGCCUCUUCGCCGCUCUGCCCCCCCCCCCCCCCCCCCCCGAUACCCUCCACCGCUUUGUCACCUUCGGAAACACAAAGAUAUUUAUUUAGAAAGGGAAACAAAAUAAAAAAUCAAAACAGUUAUCACUCUAAUCACCUACGUUCACUUUCAGCCGCAGACUCCGUCUCCUCGACAUCGUCGCCGGAAUCUUCAACGUACGCUGUUAAACUCUCUUACCGGCCAGAAAUCGCCUCCUAUUCCUCUCAAACAGAGUUUCGAGAUUUAUUCUUGGUAACUGAUGUUUGUCAAAAGGUAAAGGUGACAGUAAUUAAUAAUACGACCCCACCAUUUCCGUUUCGAAAUUCAAAAACCAAACCAAAAAAUAUAAUAAAAUAAUUAACCUAACUAAAUGAAACGACCAGUUACGCUUUUUGGAGUCUUUCCAUUGAAAAACUACCUCUGUAGAGGGAACUGCUCUAUUGUGUAAAAUAAAACUUGAAACUGCCCCUGUGUGUAAUAAACUCCUUAUAUUAUCUCUUAUGUUUUUUUUUUCAGGUGAAAGAAGUCUCUGAAGCUGCUACGAGAAGAGACGCGUCGAUAUCUUUUGCGUUUGUGAAGACAAGUAUACUUGUGAAGCUCAAUUUGAAGCUUUAAAUGAUUAGAAACUGAUGAUUUAAAUGAUACAGAAUCUGUUCUCUUGAGAUGAUACUUAUGAACGCAUGGGAAGAUACUCAUCUUGUGAUUGUUUGUGUUCACUGAGAAGCAUGUGUUAGGUCAUUUAUAUGCUACUGAUUUCCAUCUAUCACAAGCGUAUUUAUUGCUAUUUCUGUUUUUUUUUACUUGCUUUUAUAUGUUUUGAUUGUGACAUGAGGCUUAUGAAGAUCAGCUUCUCUGUUGUAUUGAGUUGAUUGGUGACUGGUACUGUCUUGUUGAUUGUUUGAGAGAGUCAUGUUAAAAGUAAGAACUAAAUGUCCUAUUUUUUGCUUUACUAUUGAUGAUAUUUAUUCAAUAUCAUUGUCGACUUGGUAAGAAUCCUAACCCAUGUUGGACGGCCUUAGUAUACUCAAGACUCACCGCAUGAUCCUUUAUUUUGUCAGCAACUUAGACAGAUUCAUGUAGACUCUAGAAACCAAAAAGGGAGUUCUGCAUCCAUAUGGACAAUAAACGAUUGUUGCUUUCUUGCACUGCGUGCGAGAUUAUUUGCCCUUGAAUUCUGUGUCCGUAGUAUAUGAAUGACCUCUAAACUGUUGAAACUUCUCUUCAAAACCUUUAUGUCUUCCAAAUAACUUGUAAAGGCUGGUCAUUCUUCUGGUUUCGAAAACCAUUUUCACGAAUUAAGAAUAUUUUGUUGCAAAUGUAACAGUAAACUGUCUUAGAUUCCUCAUGCAUUCCAUUGUCCAAUUGAGAGCAUCUAUCUCUGAGUGAAGUGGCGAUUGACUCGCUCUUGUAUUCAUCGCUCCCAUUAAACCAUCAAAACCUUUCAGUGAAGUAGCGACUGACCCUCUCUUGUAUUUGCCGCAUGACCCUUUGUUUGGGAAUUAUGUACCUUUUGUUGAUUUCAAGAUAAAUGAUGCAAGAUAUUGAUCUUAUUAAUUUUCUGCUGCCAUUUAAAUAUGUGAUUAUGUGGUUUCAACUAAUUUGAUUGUUUUGAAAUUAUUAGUUGUGUAAAGCUUUAAUGCCAAGUUUUUGGAAUGCUUGCAGUGGAGUUUACACUCAAGAAUUUGCAGAGGUAGAUGGAUGGACUUAAAACAUAUGUUACUCUAAUGUUUUGGCGGAUUAACUAUAACUUAGGAGGUUGGUACAAGAUUGCGUAUUAAUAUAUAUUAUUUACUUAUGAAGUUUUUUCAUUGUUUGAUCGGCUUAGUAUUUUGUAUAAUUAUUAAGUACGUGAAGAAUUAUAGACGGAGGAGGGUGCUCUAGAUUCAUCACUAAUCCACCAUGGACUAGUGAAGUUUUUAAUGUAUCUAGUCGGUAAUAAUUUUUAAAACCUGAUUAAGUGGAAGUGAGGGUCCACUUUAAACCCCUCAAAAUUAUUUAUAAAAUAUUGUUGAUGUUUAGAUGUCUUCUUAUUAUUAUUAUUAUUAUUAUUAUUAUUAUUAUUAUUAUUAUUAUUAUUAUUAUUAUUAUUAUUAUUAUUGUAUUGCAAUAAUUCAUUUAGAAGUGAUUAAGGAAAUAUAUAAUUCCUAAUAUUUAUAUUGCCUAAAUUUACUAAGUAAUUUUAAACAGUUGAUAUAUAUGGAAUAGUUUCUUCGUAAUCUUUUGAAAUUCGAUCUAUGUCAAACUUCAUUUCUUAAUGAAAAAAAUGAAGAAAGCUGUUUUUGUUGUGGUUUUGAUUUGAUGUUGGUAGGUAAAAUAUAAUAUUAAAUCAAUCUUAAUUCUUCUUUUAAAAUAAAAAUAUUAUAAUUAGUUAAGUUCACUUUUAAGUCGUUAUUUUCUUCAUCUUCUAAAAUAUAAUUCCUAAUAUUUGCUAUUAUAUAAACUUACAUAUAAUAUAGUUGAAUCUAUCUAAAUAUUCAUUAAUUAUAAUAAAUGAUUGAUUAAUUACAGUCUAAAUAUACUGAAUCUAUCUAAAUAUUCAUUUUUAAAAACAUUUAUUAUAAUAAGUUAAAUUCACUUUAAAUUAUUUAUCUUUGUAAUAAUGUGAACAAUUGGUACUCGCUCACAUUUAAAAGUUUCCCAUCACUAAAAACUUAAAACCGUUCAAAAUUAUCACAUCAAAUGCCUCUAUCAAAUCUUUUAAAAAAUUAUUUCUUCUCACUCAUAAAGAAACCACACAGGUUAUUUCAAACUCUAAAAAUGAACUUAAUGCCUUACAACAAUACCUUAAUUUCAGAUCUGAGUAAAUCAUCAAACAAUGUCAAAUUGUUGGCAGAAAUUUUAUGAGUAUGGAAUCAUCGAUAAUUAUAUGUGAAAUAGAUUAAAAAUUAUAAUUAAAAUAUUUAAAAAUAAGUAAGUUUUAUUUAUUUAAAAGUUUUAGUUGAUAAUUAUUAUUGACAUGUAUUUAUAAAGCAAAAACAGAAAAAUAAAUAAAUGAAAAGUAAAUUGGGUACUGAAUUUUUCAAAACAAAAACCAUUGUAAAUAUGAAUAUUGAAUAAAUGUUAAAUGAUUAUGUGGAAAAGAGGUAAUGUGAUGUGGAAUGUACAAAGUGAAAAGGUGUCGAAGGAUAUAACUGUUGUGUGAAAUUGUGAAAAUUGAUAGUUAUAUAGAUCGAAUUUGUGGGUAGAGCUUAGAAUUUUAACCGGAGCCGUUUACCUGAAAUGGACCGAUUCAGUUAUGGCUAUAUUACCUAUGGGAUCCUGCUUCUAAUACUCGUGAGCAUCAUUUCGGUUUUUAUUUUUACCAAAAAUCAGAACAGAUACACGUUUGGAUAAGCAGAAAAACAAAGAAGCAACUAUGUUAGUACUGGACCACUUUGAUUUACAUAUAAUUUUUCUUUGUCGAUAUAUAUAGGAUUCACAUAAUUAACAUGUAUCUGAAACCAAUCCAAAACCGGUGAUACCCAAUCCAAAACAUAAACCAAAAUCUAAUAAGUACUUAUUGAGUGUAGAAUUCAUAUAUCCUAAAGAUCCACCCAAACCCAGCCCGAAUAUCUGAAUUCUCAAGCUUACAUGUGGGUCACAGAAAACUCAAAUAUGAAUGAAUAACCACAAGCCCAAGACACCUACAAAAAAAAACAAGGAAAUGUGUAAUUAGGGCUGGACAUUUGGAUGUCCUUUCGGGUAUACAUGCUAUUUAUUCAGGUAUAUAUUUUUCAGAUUUUGAAAAAUGAUCCCGUUCGGGUUACUUUAAUCUGAAAGUAACCAUGAAUAUAAAGUUAUUUGAGUAUUUUUAUCCAAAACAUCCCAUUUCAUCUAACUAAUAUAAUUGGUUUAUAAAUUUAAUUUAGAUACAAGCCUACAACUUCAUCUUCUCCAGACCCCAAAACCCUUCUAAAACCCUAUCACUCACACUCAGAAUUCUCACAUUUCCAGCCAUGUCAAUUUCCAAAGCUGCCCUUCUGCAAACACUCGCUCGAGCCUACCGCCCUCCGCCGUUUUCCGCCGUCCGACGCAUGUCUUUCGCGACGCAGGAAGAAGCCGCCGCCGCCGAAAGUCGCCGUCGUAAGCGUCGUAUUCGCAUGGAGCCACCACCUCUCAACAGAUCCAAUCAACCUCAAAUCUCUAGACCUAUCCAGAACCCAAACAUCCCGAAGCUACCAGAAUCAGUAUCCGCUCUCACCGGAAAACGCCUCGAUCUCCACAACCACAUCUUAAAACUAAUCCGAGAGAACGAUCUCGAAGAAGCCGCUCUCUACACUCGUCACUCCGUCUAUUCUAACUGCCGCCCGACAAUUUUCACCGUCAACGCCGUUUUAACGGCGCAGCUCCGUCAGUCAAAGUACGGGGCGCUUCUGCAGUUACACGGUUUCGUCAACCAAGCUGGCAUCGCCGCCAAUAUCAUCACCUACAACUUGAUCUUCCAGGCUUAUCUUGAUCUUAGAAAGCCUGACGUUGCUCUGGAGCAUUACAAGCUCUUUAUAGAUAACGCGCCGUUGAAUCCUUCCGUUGCUACUUUUAGGAUUCUUGUUAAGGGUUUAGUUGACAAUGGGAGUCUUGAGAAAGCCAUGGAGAUAAAGGAAGAUAUGAGUGUUAGAGGCUUUGUUCCUGACCCUGUUGUUUAUAGCUAUCUAAUGGUAGGGUGCGUGAGGAAGUCUGAUGCUGAUGGUGUCUUUAAGCUUUAUGAGGAGUUGAAGGAGAAGCUUGGUGGGUUUGUUGAGGAUGGUGUGGUUUAUGGGCUGUUGAUGAAAGGUUAUUUCAUGAAAGGGAUGGAGAAGGAAGCUACAGAGUGUUGUGAGGAAGCUAUUGGAGAGAACUCAAAGGUUAGGAUGAGUGCUAUGGCGUAUAACUACGUGCUUGAGGCUUUGAGUGAGAACGGGAAGUUUGACGAGGCUUUGAAGUUGUUUGAUGAGAUGAAAAGGGAACAUGAUCCACCGAGGCGUUUGGCUUUGAAUUUGGGGAGUUUUAAUGUGAUGGUUAAUGGGUAUUGUGGUGAAGGGAAGUUUGUGGAAGCAUUGGAGGUUUUCAGGCAAAUGGGUGAGUUUAGCUGUAGUCCUGAUACUUUAUCAUUCAACAAUCUGAUGAAUCAGCUGUGUGAGAACGGAUUGUUGGCAGAGGCUGAGAAGCUUUACAAUGAAAUGAACGAGAAUAAGGUGAAGCCUGAUGAGUACACUUAUGGUUUGUUGAUGGAUACUUGUUUCAAGGAAGGUAAGAUAGUGGAAGGAGCUGCGUAUUAUAAAACGAUGGUUGAGUCGAGUCUGAGAACAAACUUGGCUGUGUAUAACCGGUUGCAAGAUCAGCUGGUUAAAGCCGGGAAACUCGACGAUGCGAAAUCCUUCUUUGAUAUGAUGGUGAGCAAGCUCAAGAUGGACGACGAGGCUUACAAAUUCAUCAUGAAGGCGUUAAGUGAAGCUGGGAGACUGGACGAGAUGCUUAAGAUUGUGGACGAGAUGCUGGGUGAUGAAACUGUUAGAGUGAGCGAAGAAAUACAAGAGUUUGUGAAAGAAGAGCUGCGGAAAGGAGGAAGAGAGGAUGAUUUGCAGAAACUUAUGGAUGAGAAAGAGAGAUUGAAAGAGGAGGCAAAGGCGAAAGAGUUAGAAGCAGCAGAAGCCAAGAAAAGGAGUACAAAUAUUAGUAUAGCUUCGUUAAUGAGUCCAAAACUAGAAGAAGAAAAGAAAGAAGAGGUAAAAGAUGCUUUGGGAUAAUAAUGGUGUUGUUGAAGAAGUCAAUGUAGGAGCCCAAGGAGAAGAAGGCGUGAAUAAGCUAUGAUCCACCUUUUUCUAUUAUCCCAGGAUUUUUGCAAAGUCAUUUUUUUCAACCUUG
Messenger RNA from Brassica rapa (field mustard), 17671 nucleotides. Its product is annotated as pentatricopeptide repeat-containing protein At3g49240, mitochondrial-like. Gene Ontology annotation, molecular function: protein binding. Lineage: Eukaryota; Viridiplantae; Streptophyta; Magnoliopsida; Brassicales; Brassicaceae. The record is from RefSeq and is a predicted model, not a curated record.